GAGCUGCUGAAGCUAAGCAAGGACGAGGUGAUUCAGCAGCGGGUGGGCAAGUUCCGAACCAUAGGCGGCUUCACAGAGGGCGUGGCGGUGGACCCGGCCAAGAAGCGCGCCUUCAAGAAGCGAGACAAGCCCGCCCCCCUGCGCUCCUCCCCCACCUCGCCCUUCUCCCCGCCCCGCUCCUCCUCCCAAGUCAACUCCAAGCCUGUUCCCAGUAAAGCCGAGAGCAACAAUUAG
This is a messenger RNA of Closterium sp. Naga37s-1, 234 nucleotides long. The record is from the annotation of a GenBank genome assembly. NCBI's taxonomy places the organism in Eukaryota, Viridiplantae, Streptophyta, Zygnematophyceae, Desmidiales, Closteriaceae.